Messenger RNA from Esox lucius (northern pike), 990 nucleotides. Its product is annotated as histone H2A.V. The record is from RefSeq and is marked provisional. Gene Ontology annotation, molecular function: structural constituent of chromatin; protein heterodimerization activity; DNA binding. Lineage: Eukaryota; Metazoa; Chordata; Actinopteri; Esociformes; Esocidae. Gene Ontology annotation, cellular component: nucleosome.
GAACCGAAAUUGUUUCCGACCUACUCAUUUCCACAGCCUAAGAACAAAACGCUGAAAUGGCUGGUGGUAAAGCAGGAAAAGACAGUGGCAAAGCCAAGGCGAAAGCUGUGUCACGCUCCCAGAGAGCCGGACUGCAGUUCCCAGUGGGUCGUAUCCACAGGCAUUUAAAGACUCGUACUACCAGCCAUGGGCGUGUAGGUGCCACAGCGGCAGUGUACAGCGCAGCCAUUCUUGAGUACCUCACCGCUGAGGUACUAGAGUUGGCAGGGAACGCCUCUAAAGAUCUGAAGGUGAAGCGCAUCACUCCCCGUCACUUGCAGCUCGCCAUUCGGGGAGACGAGGAGUUGGACUCCCUCAUCAAGGCCACCAUUGCUGGAGGAGGUGUGAUCCCUCACAUCCACAAGUCCCUGAUUGGAAAGAAGGGCCAACAGAAGACUGCAUAGGCAGAUGCCACCUUGUUGACCAGAACUGUGAAGGCUUGUGUUCGGAGUGGACUGUCUUCUGAGUCACUUGUGUUUGGACUCUGACUGAACCUGGACCUCACAUUAAUCCUUUUUUAUUAUAUUUUAGCUGAUGAGUGACUGUUAGUGUUUUGUUAUUGUAAUAUUUCCCAUUACUAGAAAAAGGGGGGGGGGUCUUGAAAGAAACAUUUGUAUGUAUGUUAUUUUAGAUUUUUGGGCAGGAUGGGUGGUGGUACUUUUGUGACAGUUGAAUUUGUUUGAUUGGCAGGGCUUCAGAAGUGUUUUAUACUGAAAAAUUGAAUUGUUAAAACCCAAUUUUUUUAUAAAAAAAGUUGUUUGUGGUUAUUUCAUUCUUUCUGCACAUUUUCAUCAGACAUUGCUAUCUUGGUUCAUGUUACAAUCUGUCAUUUAUCAUGUUAAGAGUUAAUGUAAGUCCUUUUCUUUCUCUUGAUGACAACUGAAAUCUUAUCUAAAAGCAGUAUUCCAUUUAGUGUCCCAUCACUAAUAAACUACUCAGGUUUUAGUCCGU